Molecule: messenger RNA, 815 nt
Organism: Branchiostoma belcheri (Belcher's lancelet)
Lineage: Eukaryota; Metazoa; Chordata; Leptocardii; Amphioxiformes; Branchiostomatidae
Product: CAP-Gly domain-containing linker protein 1-like
Exons: 7
Coding region: 60-677 (205 amino acids)
Source: RefSeq, a predicted model, not a curated record
GUCUUCAUGCCUCACUAAUUGACAAAACUGGAGCUAAAAAACAAGGGGCAUUCAAGGACAUGAGAUGGGAUGAGGCAGGGGCACUUGGCGUCCUGAAUGACAUGCUGAUAAAUGAGAACAGUACAACUCCCUUUGGUAAAUCAACCAAGCUGUGGGAAGCUUCAGCAGAUGAUGAGGCUAAGUAUUGUGCAACAGCUCUUGGGGAGUUAGAAGAGUUACUUAAGAAGGAGGCGGAGACUAAAAUGUCACAGAGACGGAAAGCUGGUGAACUUCUUCCAGUCCUGCAGAAAAUCUCAGAGGGCCUUAAAGGUACAGCACAACUGGAGGGACUAAAGAAACAGAUUGAACAUCUGACUGAAGAGAAGGAAAAGUACCUCAAGGGCUUACGCGAUGCAGAGGAAAGGAACAAAGAGCUCCAAAACCACCAACAUGCCAUGUAUGAUGUGUUAAGAGAAAGAGACGAGCAACUUGCAAACCUUGAAGGUAUUCUGAAGGUAGCAAGGGCAUCAGAGAAAAAGUGGAAAGCACAAGCUCAGCAUCUUGAGGCUGAGAAUCAAGAAAAGAUGAUGAUGUUGGACAGAGCAGAACAGGACAAAAAGAAGCUAAAGGAUGAGCUGGAUGCUCUCAAGGCUAAGAUGAAGAAGAUGCAGGACGAGGAUGCCAGGGCUGAGGAAUGAACUGGAAGGUUAGGAGCUCUCGGAGUCAUCAAGAAUCCAACAAGAGAGAGAGAGAGAGCGCCGCUAGAGGCAUGAUUGAAUCACUGACAGGCUGAUGAAAUGUUUCUGUCACACUAUAUAUUAAGUGUAUACGACUUC